AUUUGGGAUUUUUUUCUUUGCGCAUAAGAAGGCCAGGUUCAACAUAUUGACUCUUGUUAGUUUGAUGUAAUUUUAAGAACUUUGUUUUCUUCCCAGACAUCGAUUUUUACUCCAGCCUUUGGAUCAGAAACUAAGGUCAGAAUAAACAGUAAUAUGAGGACUGAAGACGUAAUAGAGCAACUUCUCCAAAAAUUUAAGAUUGAAAAUAGUGCCCAAGAUUUUGCACUUUACAUUAUUUUUGCAACAGGAGAGCAGAGACGGCUAAAGAAGACAGAUGUCCCACUGCUGCAUAGGCUCUUGCAGGGACCUUCCAAAGACAAUGCUCGCAUUUUCCUCAUGGAGAAAGAUGCAGAAGAAAUUAGCAGUGAUGUGGCUCAGUACAUUAACUUUCAUUUUUCUCUCCUGGAAUCCAUCCUUCAAAGAUUAAAUGAAGAAGAGAAGAGAGAGAUCCAAAGAACAAUAACCAAAUUCAGUACAGAAAAGGCUAUUAUACUGAAAUGUCUUCACAGUAAACGGGUAGGAAAAACGGAGACAGCGGUUUAGCAGUACAAAGCUGCAAUUGCUAAAACACUCCAAGAGAAUCAGAGGGAUAUUACUAUUUGAUGAAUGCAUGCAUUCCACCCUUGCAUGCAUACAAAUAUAUAUGAACUGGAAUCUGUGGGAAACUGAAUGUCGAAAAAGCUUGUCUCCCUUUGAAGUGAUGAGGUUAACUAGGGUUCACAGUUGCACUGAAAGGGGCUUGAAUUUAGUUUCAGUAGCUGAAACAAGCUUGGAUACUGUGUAUUCCAAAUACUUUAAUAGUAAAACACUCAGUGAACUCGAAUCUAAAUGGUGUCUUCAGAUGUCAUGUAACUGAAGCUUCUUUUAGCUCAAACUGUCAAGGGAACUAGAGCAUCAUCAACUGAUUCUCAGAAAUGAUUCAGAAGUAGAACUGAUUCUGCAAUGAUUCAGAAGUGAGCACACUGAGCAUUGCCAGCUCUUGAAAUAAAAAAGAAGCACAUUCUCACCCUACCAAGGAAUCGGGGCGGAACAGUGUUUCGCAGCUCCCUGAAAACUCCAGCAUCUUUACGAAAUCCAGGACUGUCUCUGUAUGGUCGGUGGCUUUUGGCUAUCUGUAACAUUAGAGCUAUCUGUCCUUUGGGAUGGAAAAGCUUAUGGGCUCUGUUAAGAAACCUAAAUUGCAAUUUUCUCAACCUGAGCCCUUUUAUACCCCACUCUGUUCUACUCAAGACUUUCAAAAGUAUUCUUAAGCAUUUUUAAUGUCA
Molecule: messenger RNA, 1265 nt
Organism: Leptonychotes weddellii (Weddell seal)
Lineage: Eukaryota; Metazoa; Chordata; Mammalia; Carnivora; Phocidae
Source: RefSeq, a predicted model, not a curated record